UUUGACGUGUGUCACUACUGUCACUUCAUCAACCCGCGAAAUUUCUUUUCUGUUUAUCAAUUUUCAAUUUGAAAAUGGCGAUACAUAUACAAAACGGAAAAAGAGGUAUCAAUUCGAAUGCAGGACUUACAGAAAAUAUUCAUAGUAUUCCCUUCAACAUCCAUGCGGACUGCGAUGCUGACGUUUCUAAAUAUUUUUAUCAGUCUUCAGAAAAUGAAUUAAAAUAUGCUUCCUUCAGAGGGUACCCCUUGAUAGGAAAAGAAAUAAAACUGCCAGAAGGCUACAAGGGUGUUGUUUUACAUGAAACAAUAAGGCCUUCCGUCGAAACACAGGACAGAAAGUUUUAUAUAUUGCACACCUUCAACAAGUUCACCUACUGGAACUGGGGAAAAAUUCCUAGCCCAAAUGAUGCUCUUGUUCAAGCUAUUGACUGGAUAGACAUAGCAGAAGCACUACAUAGUCCUAUCACUGAAUGACAGACGAAAACGAAAUUUUAAAGGUGGAAAAUGUACUCAAUGAUACUGGACGUUAUAAGCAUUGAUAGUUGUGCCUUAUUGUUAAAUUUAUCAUGUUUAUUUUUAUCUCAGGCAUCAAAUAAAUAUUAAAUAUUUUAUCUUA
Messenger RNA from Coccinella septempunctata (seven-spotted ladybird), 618 nucleotides. RefSeq names its product ribonuclease H2 subunit C. Gene Ontology annotation, biological process: RNA catabolic process. The transcript has 3 exons. The coding region runs from base 75 to 476 and encodes 133 amino acids. Lineage: Eukaryota; Metazoa; Arthropoda; Insecta; Coleoptera; Coccinellidae. Gene Ontology annotation, cellular component: ribonuclease H2 complex. The record is from RefSeq and is a predicted model, not a curated record.